AUGAUGAAUGGGCGGGCCGUAAGGUCCGUUCUAAUACGCAACAAUCGGCAGGAGAACGGAUCUGUGGACCAUGUCCCGCGCUCCAUACAAUUCGACGAGAGUUCCGAAGAAUACAGAUGCUUGUGCAAUUGCUUUCAUGUCAAGACGGGUGCCUUCAUAAUCGGUUGUGCACAUGUUCUAAUGAUCCUCUUCUUCCUUAUACAUAGUCUAUUCGUUUAUUUCCAACACGACGGAAGGUUACAGCAGGCUCGAGGUGUGAAAGAAAACUAUGUGUUCGGCUCCUUCCUCGCUGAGAUGAUCGGUCUCGGUUUGGGUAUUUUUGCAGUCUUCCUUCUUUUUGUUGCAUUAUCUCGAAACUCAGCUCUACUGGUGGUACCACAUCUUGUUAUGCAGGUUAUUGCCAUUCUCUGCUUCAUUUUGGUGUUGGUUAGUGGAACGAUAGCAUUGUGCACGGAUUCAGCGGUUUUCUAUCGACUAAUAAACGCGGCACCGUUCAUGGAACAUCCCAAUAAUAACACAGUGGCUUUGGAUACCGGAACCAUGGUUCGAAUCUACUCCCUCAUGAUUGUCUAUGCAAUCUCCUUAGCUCUGGAGUUCUGGUUUAUUGUUGUCAUCUACAACUGCAACAGAUACCUAGACGAGCGCAGUGACUACAUGAAAUACUGUCUAGCAUUCAGCACACCCAUGAAGACCCUCUCAGCCAGAUAG
Caenorhabditis briggsae is the source of this 708-nucleotide messenger RNA. Bases 1 to 708 code for a protein of 235 amino acids. The record is from RefSeq and is a predicted model, not a curated record. Gene Ontology annotation, molecular function: zinc ion binding. NCBI's taxonomy places the organism in Eukaryota, Metazoa, Nematoda, Chromadorea, Rhabditida, Rhabditidae. Gene Ontology annotation, cellular component: lysosomal membrane. The transcript has 5 exons.